Messenger RNA from Phytophthora nicotianae INRA-310, 2601 nucleotides. RefSeq lists its product as hypothetical. The coding region runs from base 1 to 2601 and encodes 866 amino acids. The transcript has a single exon. Lineage: Eukaryota; Oomycota; Peronosporomycetes; Peronosporales; Peronosporaceae. The record is from RefSeq and is a predicted model, not a curated record.
AUGCAUCUGGGCUAUGCUCUUCUACUAGUAGUCACGACAUUCCUCGCCUGUGUCAGUGCCUCCCUGACAUCUGAUCUCCCAACAGUGUUUCAGCCUAUUGCAGACGAGGUGAACGAUUUCUCCUCAUCCAGACUGCUACGGUCGCAUGAAGAGCGAGGAAUUCCGGUCUCCACAAUUGGGAAUAUUAAGAGCAAGUUCAUGCCGUCGACAAUCUCGGAGAAAACACUGCGCGGUUGGCUAAAUGGAAGGGAAAAAGCAGACGAUGUGUUCGUUUGGCUGAGUCUGGGCCGCGGAAAGGGUGAAUUAUUCAACAAGCGGAAAUUUGGUACGUGGGUCAAGUACGUCGAUGAUUUAACCAAGCAGCAUCCUGGAAGUGGAAUCUCGACGAUCUCAAAGUUAACGUCUUACUACGGCGACGAACGCUUGUCACAAAUGAUCAUCGCCGCACAGAAGAACCCAAAAACCCAGGAUUUAGCUGCCGAUCUGCAGAACAGGCAACUUCAGUACUGGCUGGAUAACAAAAAGGCACCAGCGAAAGUCUUCAAGCUGCUGGAGCUGAACAAGGCGGGUGGCAAUUUGGUUGACAAUCCUCAAGUCUCCGCUUGGCUAAGUUAUGUGGCUGAUUUCGAGACGAAAUUCCCAAAGCAAUCGGAAAAAGCCAUUCCGAUGUUAACGCGUCGCUUCGGCGAUGAAGCGGUGUCGAAGGCUUUGCUUAAGGCAAAGCAAACUCCCGGUACUGCGAGUAUCGCGGAUAAACUGCACGGUGAGCAAAUCCAGCGUUGGCUGGAUACUGCAACGUCUCCUAAAGAUGUUUUCAAGUUCCUGACACUCAAUAAGGCAGGUGAACAACUUCUCGAAAACCCGCAGUUUGCAACUUGGCUAACGUACGUGGACGAUUUCAAUACGAAAAAUCCACCGAUAUCGAGAAUUUCGGUCGUGGCGAGUUCCUACGGCGAUGAAGCACUCUCAAAGCUCCUGCGUGAGGCGAAGCAGGUACCAAGGACAGCAAAUAUCGCCAAUAAACUAGACGGAGAGCUAAUCCAGCAUUGGACGGACACUAAAACGCUCCCUAAAACCAUGUUCAAGCUCCUGGAACUCAACAGGGCAGGUGAUAAACUGUUAGAAAACUCACAGUUUGCAACAUGGCUAACCUAUGUGGACGAUUUCUACUCGAGAAAUCCUCGGAAUCCGAGAGUUUCGAUCAUGACGAGUUACUACGGCGACGAAGCGUUGACACGUCUGCUAAUUAAAGCAAUGCAGACUCCAAGUGAAGCAAAUAUCGCUACUAAACUCCACGAAGAGCAGCUUCAGAGUUGGAUAUAUAGUCGGAAGCUGCCUGGAGAUGUCUACAAGCUCUUAUCGCUGGACAAGGCAGGUGAAAAACUGUUUGAUCACCCACAGUUCAUGAAGUGGGUGAAAUACGUGGAAGAUCUUAACAAGGUACAUCCCGACAAGAAAACGACUUUAAUGUCGGUUUUGGCUAAGCAGUACGACAGUGAAGGGUUGGUAAAACUGCUGCAAUCGGCGAAGAAUAACCCCAGCUGGGCGAAACUGGUACAGCAACUGGAGACAGAGCAGAAGUGGAUGGCGAAAGGAACGCCCAACGACUAUUUCAAGCAACUCAAACUCGAUAAGGUGGGAAAAGAUGUGCUGAGCAACCCGCAACUCAAGACCUGGCUCAACUACGUGAAGGAGUACAACGCAGCGAACCCUAAAUAUCAGGCCACACUGAUUGGGACAUUGGCGGCGAAUUAUGGAGAAAUGAAACUGGUAAAAAUGCUCGAUGAAGCGAUGAAGGUGAAAGAUACGGCGAGUGCUGCCAAGAAACUACAGAGCGAGUUAUUCCAGCGCUGGAUACAACUAAACUGGACUCCGGAGUACAUCUUUGCCAAGGUGCUCCGUCUUGACCAAGAUGGAAAUAAGCUCUUUAGAAAUCCGCUGGUGACCACGUGGGGAAAAUAUUUAAUUGCUUUUAAUCGGGAUAAUUACGGCAAGGAAACGACGAUAAGGAGGAUGUUGGCGGCUACGGGUAUAGACCCCGACGACUUGAGACCUGUGGCUGACAAAGCUCCAGAACAGUUUUUCGCUAUGAUGGGACUCACCGAUAAGGGACACAACUUACUGAUAAGCCCUGAAUUCGCCAAAUGGAUUCACUACCUCGAUGACUUCUACGACGAGCUGCGUAAUUCGCGUAAAACCAUGAUGACGACAUUACGCAACCACUACGAUGACAAAUCGUUGGUAAAUAUGAUCACAUCAGCCUCGAAAAUCUCAAAAACGAAGGAGAUUGCUAAAAGCGUGGAGUUCGAGCUGUUUAAAACCUGGCAUGACGUCUCUUAUAAGACGACGGACGAAAUCUUCACGAUCCUCAACCUUGACCGAGCAGGAUCAUCACUAUUCACCGGUCCUUGGUUGGACACGUGGAUUCGGUACAUGAUUAUGUUUGACGAAAGAUAUUUCCGCGAUCACAUGCCCAAGAUGCUUUUGAAAUACUACGACGAGAAUGAUCUGUCACAGAUGAUCAAAACGGCAAAGAGCAAUCCAAACACAGAAAAACUGGCCUCGGAGAUCGAGGAUGUGCUAAACCUUUACAAGAAAUGA